Molecule: messenger RNA, 3779 nt
Organism: Lynx canadensis (Canada lynx)
Lineage: Eukaryota; Metazoa; Chordata; Mammalia; Carnivora; Felidae
Gene: KLHL20
Product: kelch like family member 20
Exons: 12
Coding region: 339-2168 (609 amino acids)
Molecular function (GO): protein binding
Source: RefSeq, a predicted model, not a curated record
GUGAACUUGCAAAGUGGUCAUCCUCAGGAUUGGAGGAAGUGGCUAAGAGGACAGGCAGUAUUUGAGGCGAUCCGAAUCUCCAGCAAAGGGCGCGGCUACUUCCUGAGCCGCGCCGGAACCUUUUGGCGGGCUGUAUGAGUUCCAGAAGGAACGAUUUAGGAACAGGACCGCUUCCGCUGCUGAAGAGAAGAGAGGGGUGGGGAGGAAAUAGUUUGAGGAUCUGAUCCUGCCUGCGCUAGCGGCGGCAGUGGAGCAGGCAGAGAAGGGGGGCGGCGGCAGAGAAGAAUGACAGAGCCGGUUCGGCUGUAGAGUGUGGUGAAGGGUACUUUUCAUGGUGCAUGGAAGGAAAGCCAAUGCGCAGGUGUACCAACAUUCGACCAGGAGAGACUGGAAUGGAUGUAACAAGCCGCUGCACCCUUGGAGACCCCAAUAAACUGCCAGAAGGGGUUCCCCAACCCGCCCGCAUGCCCUAUAUUUCAGACAAGCACCCUCGACAAACCUUGGAAGUGAUUAAUCUUCUGAGAAAGCAUCGGGAGCUAUGCGAUGUGGUGCUAGUUGUGGGCGCUAAGAAGAUAUAUGCCCAUCGAGUCAUUUUGUCAGCCUGCAGUCCCUACUUCCGAGCUAUGUUUACAGGAGAAUUGGCAGAAAGCCGUCAGACAGAAGUAGUGAUCCGAGACAUAGAUGAGAGGGCUAUGGAACUACUGAUUGACUUUGCGUAUACCUCCCAGAUAACUGUGGAAGAGGGCAAUGUUCAGACCCUUCUGCCAGCUGCUUGCCUCCUCCAGUUGGCAGAAAUACAGGAAGCCUGCUGUGAAUUCUUAAAGAGACAAUUAGAUCCUUCUAAUUGCCUGGGCAUUCGGGCUUUUGCUGACACACAUUCAUGUCGUGAGUUGCUAAGGAUAGCAGACAAGUUCACUCAACAUAACUUUCAAGAGGUGAUGGAAAGUGAAGAGUUCAUGUUGCUUCCAGCCAAUCAGCUCAUUGAUAUAAUAUCUAGUGAUGAACUAAACGUUCGCAGUGAAGAACAGGUGUUCAAUGCAGUGAUGGCCUGGGUCAAAUACAGUAUUCAAGAAAGACGUCCUCAGUUACCCCAGGUGCUGCAGCAUGUUCGUCUGCCUUUGCUUAGUCCCAAGUUCCUGGUGGGCACCGUAGGCUCUGAUCCCCUCAUCAAAAGUGAUGAGGAGUGCAGAGACUUGGUAGAUGAAGCUAAAAACUAUCUCCUCUUACCUCAAGAACGACCACUGAUGCAAGGACCAAGGACAAGACCACGGAAACCUAUCCGAUGUGGAGAAGUACUCUUCGCAGUUGGUGGCUGGUGCAGUGGAGAUGCUAUUUCUAGUGUUGAACGGUAUGAUCCACAGACCAAUGAAUGGCGAAUGGUAGCUUCGAUGAGCAAAAGGCGAUGUGGAGUUGGGGUCAGUGUUCUUGAUGACCUGCUGUAUGCAGUAGGAGGCCAUGAUGGAUCCUCAUAUCUCAAUAGUGUUGAAAGGUAUGACCCCAAAACAAACCAAUGGAGCAGCGAUGUGGCUCCCACAAGCACGUGCAGGACGAGUGUUGGUGUGGCGGUGCUCGGAGGCUUUCUCUAUGCUGUGGGGGGCCAGGAUGGCGUGUCCUGCCUCAACAUUGUUGAGAGGUAUGAUCCAAAGGAAAACAAAUGGACUCGAGUGGCUUCUAUGAGCACCAGAAGACUAGGCGUGGCUGUGGCUGUGUUAGGAGGGUUCUUAUAUGCCGUAGGUGGCUCUGAUGGAACAUCUCCACUCAACACAGUGGAACGCUACAAUCCUCAGGAAAACAGAUGGCACACCAUAGCCCCUAUGGGGACCCGGAGGAAACACCUAGGCUGUGCAGUGUAUCAGGACAUGAUCUAUGCCGUAGGAGGUAGAGAUGAUACUACAGAGCUUAGCAGUGCUGAGAGAUACAACCCCAGAACUAACCAGUGGUCUCCAGUGGUGGCUAUGACAUCCCGCCGUAGUGGAGUUGGCCUGGCAGUGGUGAAUGGGCAGCUCAUGGCUGUAGGAGGCUUCGAUGGCACAACGUACUUGAAGACCAUUGAAGUUUUUGAUCCUGAUGCAAAUACAUGGAGGUUAUAUGGCGGGAUGAAUUACCGUCGGCUGGGGGGUGGUGUAGGAGUUAUUAAAAUGACACAUUGUGAAUCCCAUAUAUGGUGAACAUCUAGAAGACAGUCGUAUACGCUCCUCUGUAUUCUGAAGAGCUUUGACUUUGGAGCUUUGUACAGCUCAAGAAAACAUUAGAACAAAUUUUAUUCUUUGCCGGUGCCUCAACAUAUGGAAAUAUAAAUACAGUGAAAGUACUUCAACUGCAAGAUGCCACCUUUGCACAAAAAUUUUCAAUUCUGUGCAGAAUAUUUAUUUUUGGUUUUAAUUUAUCAUAGGUUUUUUUUGUUGUUGUUGGGUUUUGUUGUUGUUUCGUCCUGUUUUGCUUCGGACUUAACCUUCCUCCCACUAAAAAAGGAAAAAAAGGAUAGGAAAAAAAGGUAAAAAACUCCCAAGCAGCAAAAGUUAAUUUCUAAGAUACUAAGUUUGAAAAUACUAAUAAGGGGAGAAGGGCUGUACACGAUCUAGUUGUUAUCGCCAGGCACUCCAUCCACAUGGCUCCACUACUUACAAGGACCACCAGUGACAAAGAUAGGGAUGCAAACUGUAUUAUUUGGCCAUCAUCCUUGCACUAAGCACCAGAAGACUUGAAAAUAUUAAACAAACAAACAGAAAGGAAACACUCAUUUUAAAUAGUACAACUCAGAAGGAAUAUUGGAUAGAUAAAACCAGGACUCAGACACUAAAGUUUUCAUCAGUGGAAGUUUGCAUCUUGUUUCCUUCCAUACGAACUUGUUUUCCACUAUAUUUAAAGUCUUUUUUCAAGAUGGUAUUUUCAUAGAAUUUCUGGUAGCUCCAGAGCUCUGCUCAGUGCCUCUGUAAAAACACUAUACAAUUCUUAUAUGCUGUCGAGAAUCCUCCGAUAGAAUCAUGUGCUACUCUGCAAGACUUUUUGCUCAAAAAUAUUACUGACUGAAACAACUUUCCUUCUUGUUUCCUUAUUGCUACUAAGGACCAGCAGGGAGAAACGUCUUCUCCCCAGCAGUGAAUACUGUUACGCAAUUUACACUUGACGCUCAGGCCUGCUGAAGCUGAGGCUGACCUAUAAUCACAGCCCCCAAGAGAAUGAAUUCUUCAGUUCGUGUAAUAGUACAUGCUAAUGAGUAAAACAGGCAUUUUAUUAAUAAAACCUUGGUUCUUUUAUACAAACUAUAUAUCAUUAUCUUCAUUCUAUAAAGCCACUGUUAACUACUUCUCUCAAAUUGCACUUUCUGGUGAAAAGUUAAAAUUUUUAAGGAAAAAAAUGAUACAAAUUUCAGUGGUCAAAGUUUUAUCAUUGUGUUCAUAGAGCAAUUUUUUCCAGUGUAUUUUGCAGGAAAAUCUUUGAAUAAGACUUUAACCACAACCAAAAGGAAUAACCUUCUCCUCCCUCCCCCCAACUACAAAAAUGUUUGGCAACUUUGUGUUUACAUUUAAAGAUCAUUUGCACCUUUACAAGGAAAAGAACUAAGUAUUUGGUAAACAGUUGUUUACAUGUAUCAUUUAUGCUUUUUUCUAGCAUGUAUAACUUUUUUAAAUAAAGGUAGUAUUUACCAUAAAACAAGUUUUGGUUAAUGCUUUUUAGUGCUUGUGUCUCUGCUAUUUAGUUUCUAUAUCAUUUGUAUUUCCUAUAUGUGAAGUUGUAAGUACUUUCAACCUGAAGGAAUAAAGGAUUGCCAGCUAGAA